AAGCUAACAAAUGUAAAUAAAUGUCACCCAUUUAAUUUAAUGAUGUGGUGAUGCAAUUUUUCGUUAAUGGUAAACGCAGCAGGCUAAAAUAUUUUUAUCUGAAUAAUUUUUUUCUUUUUGCAGCUUAUAAUGAUCAUCCCUCCAUGAUUUUUGUUUUUUCUACUUAAUUAUAUCAUGUCAGAAAACAAGUUACACUUGAGCAUUGAACUAUGGCUCCAAAAGUUGGAUCUCCUAAGAUAUAAACAUCUGUUUAAAGAUUAUAAUGGAGUUGAGGAAAUACUGUGGAUGUCAGAGAGAGAUUUAAAAAACAUAGGAAUCAAAACUGGCAGUCAUAGAGCCAGGCUGAGUUCCUCUUUGGCUAUUCUAAAAGAUAAACAUGACAAAAUGUUUAGACAAAAUCAUGGCUCACCUAAUUUUAGUGGAAACAACUCUCCUCAUACUAGCAUUUCACCAAUACAACAUAUGAGUUUUUCACGACAUGAAACGGGAGUUCGGAGCUGGCCUUCAACAAAUCCAUCAAGUUCUCAAAGCACCACCCAUUGUAGUCCAAGAUCUAGUCUUGAAGGAUAUCCUGUAACAGAACAUAACGCUACAGAGUUAAAGAAAGCGUUAGAGAGAGAACUGAGUUUGGACAGCUCAGAUUUGAAAAGUCACGCUUGGUAUCAUGGUACCAUUUUACGUCAGAGAGCCGAAGAGCUGGUUACACAAGAUGGAGACUUCCUUGUGCGUGACUGCAUCUCACAACCUGGAGAUUUUGUCAUUACUUGUAAAUGGAAUGAUAUUCCUUUGCACUUUAUUAUCAAAAAGAUAAUUGUGCAGCCAGAUACAGUGUAUGAAAGAAUUCAAUUCUGCUUUGAAAAAGAAAGUUUUGACAGCAUACCCGACUUUAUUACAUACUAUGUAGGCAGUAGAUGUCCAUUAUCAGAAAGUUCUGGCGUUAUAAUUUGUCGCCCUGUGAAUCGAGUCAUGCCAUUAUCGUACUAUGCCUCACGCUAUGGAGUUCAGUGCCAAAUUCAUUAUGUUGCCAAAGCUUUAGAAAAAAUUCCAUCUACACCAACCAGUAUUUCCAUGAAUCAUAAUGCCAUGAUAAUACCAGAUGAUAAACCUUCAAUAAUACCAGUUAGACCAAAAAAUCUUAUUACAUCCUUCGAUGAUAAAAAAAGAACUGAAAGUAUACAAACUUUGCCAAAUAAAAAGAACAACCAAUCAUCUAACAAAAAUAGUAAUUUAGUGAGGAUGGGCAGUGAUCCUUCUUUAAAUUCCCAAACUGAGAAACGAACUGUGGAGCCGAGGCCAAAUUCCGGUGUUUUCAAUUCAGACUCUGUGAUAUCUGUUCCUAUGAAUUCUAGUGAUAAGCCACCCCCUAAACCUAGUCGUGUUCCCUCGAAAAGAUGCUCGCAGAGGCCUGUCAUUAUAAAGAGAGAAAGGAAACUUUCACAAAUAGACCCAAUAGACACAGAAAAUUCUAUUCUGAUUCCAAGUCCCUCUGUUGCUCAUUUGUCUUAUGAAAGGCAACAAUCAGAAACUAGGUUUUCAUUUUUAGAUAGGCCUAGUGUUUCAAGCUGUGGUUCCACACCUGACGUAGAUUCACCCCAAAAAGAAUUUACAAUUCCGAGCAUGCAACCUUUGUCUUCAUUCGACCCACAAACAUUUCGAUCUCAUUUGAUAAAAGCCGAGAACGCUCCAUUGGAAGGAACAGUGCUAUCAAAGAUACGGAAUGUAUUGAUGUCUUGCUCAUCUAAAAUAUUAGCCUGUCAUUUAACGAAAAUUGAUUUGGAAGUUAUUCAGAAUUUUGAAGAAAUCGAUCUUGGAUUGGGUGUUAACAGUGGUCUGGAAUUGUUUUUGCUUCCACAGGGGGAACGAUUGAUUAAAGAUUUAAAUGAAAGAACUGAGAGCAUUAAACUGCUUAUAGCAGUCUUAAUUCUCACAUCCCCUGAGGAAGAAGAAAGAGUUAACUUGCUGAAUAAAUGGAUUGAAAUAGCUAUUGAAACUAAAACAACUUUGGGUAACUUAUAUGGCUUCACAUCAAUUAUGCUUGGUCUUACUCUCCCAGAGAUCCUUGGCUUGCAUUCCACUUGGUUAGCUUUGAGACAUUCUUUCACGGAGAUUGCUUUUGCAUUUGAGACAAAAUUACGACCUGCAUUUAAAGCUCUUCACAAUGCCACAGGAUUAGAAGCCCCUAAUACUUGCUUCCCUUACAUUUUUUCUUUGCUCUUGAUUUUGCAACAAUACAUCUCUGUGAUAAAGCACAUAUCUGAUGAAGGUCUUUCUGAGUCAUCCUCCAGUACCAUCCUUAACUUUUACCUCCCAGGGAGUAAUUCUUCUGAAGACUUUGGACUUCAGCUUUUGGCCGACCACCUGGAAACAGGACGAAACAUCAUGCAACAGUUUCCAUUGUUUAGAAUGAAUGGAAACAUGUCUUUGACAAACAUCGGAUAUGACAAUACUGUAUUGGACAUUUUUAGGACUGAGUUUCACAUGCGCACAUUAUGGGGAUAUAGAGGCUCUGUGGUUUGCCAUGAGGAUAGACAUAAUAUUUUCAGAAAAGUUGUUUAUUCUCUUUAUCAAAAGUGCCUUGCUGUUAAUAACUGAGCUUUAGCUAUGUAAUCUUCAGCAUGGCAAAAAUAGAAUAGAAAUUUUAUUUAUAAUUUUAGCUUCAAGAGCUUUUACUGUCCGUCCACCAUAAGAAGACCAAGUUAUAGUACGAGCCCAUUAGGUGAAAUAGAGGUCAUGUAAAAACUAAAACUUAAGGCAAAUAAAAAAAAUAAUGGUAGGCAGUUGGUAACUUUAUGCCAAUGGUGAUUCUCCGGCUCAAUGACAUCACCUGGUCAAAAUGAACACAUGAAAGGUUAAUCGUCUUCUUAUGGUGGAAGGUCAAUAUCUUGUAGAUACUAUUAUUUUUGCUAGUGAUAUGUAUUUUAUAUAGAGCCAAACUAUUUUUAGAUAUUUUAUUAUGAUAAUUACAAUUUUUUUAACUCUUUUACAAAUAGACAUGUAAAACUAUUUUGGGAACUUUUGGAAUAUUUUUAUAUUUGGAAAUAUAUUAACAAAUACUAAUUAUUAGAAUAAUUUUUUAAAUACAUGCAUAAUUGUUAUGCAAUAGUUGCAAAAUGAUAUUUUAGUAAAUAUUGUUAAAUCAUCAUUAGUAUAUCUCAUUGACUAUAAGAGUCAUAUUUAUUUAUCCUUGACUGGAAGUCAUAUUUGAUUAAUCUUACUUUUUGAAAAAUAAACUUUCCUGUUUUUAAGUUAAUAUUGUCACUUCAAAAAUAAGACAAAGGGUGAGUUCUGUGCAGAGUCAGUAGAGUAUUGUCCAAAUCUCUUCAACUUUCGAAUUGCAACCUCUAUUGCUGGCUUUCCAGUUCAUACAUAAUACUUUAUUUGAUAAAAACAUUUCUUCAAUAUUUAGAUCAAUUCUGUUUGAAGAAAGUUAUUAUACUAUAUAUUAAAAAAUGAACAAAUAAUAACAUUUGAUUCAUCAUUUUCAAAAUUUAGUUCAACCCAUCUGCCUAUAUUGCACUAAUCAUAUACUCAAUUACCUAAUGCAAAUUUUAAAUAAAUUUUCAUUUCAAUAAAAGUAUUACUGUAAAAAAAUCAUUUUGCACAUUUAGAUAAAAAAAAUUAUUGUGAAUAAAACAUUGUUCAAACAAUUAAUUUAGCUUAAAUAAUUUAUUUGUAUGUACUAUAUAUAUGGGAAGGGGUCUCCAUUACAUUAUUCCACUGAUUCCAUGUUACAUAACUCACCCCCAAGUUUUUGAUGAGUUAGUAUUUUAUUUCUAAUUUGAUGCAAAUCAAACAAAUGCAUUUAUAGCUUAUAAUAUUGUAGUAAUCACUAACUUCACAGUGAAUAAGUUUUAAGGGAUUUUACUUCUUCUAUGUUAACCUACAAAUAAUUAUAUGUCCAAAAUUUCUUUAUUUAUUCAGUAACUAAUUAAUAUUUUUGAAUAAUUUUUGCUUCAUUUUAUUCUUUGAAAUGCAUUCUGCUGAACUUAGUUACCAAGUUUUAAAUUGAAAAUUGGUAAAUAUUUUUAAAACCCUAAUUUUGAAAAUAUUUUAAAAAUCCUUACAAAUUUAAAAUUUAGUAGUUGAAUAUAUUUCAUUGAAUAGAGUAAACCAAAAAAGAUCAAUGGGGUACUGAAUAAAUAAGAAAAUUCAGAUUAUACAAUUCUCCAUAGGUGAACUUUGAGGAAGUGCAAUCUCUCUUUGGUUUGAAGAAAACCCUUAAGUGCAAUUUUUACUAUAUUUUGAACAAGAGAGUUUUAUGCAGUUAUUAUUGUUUUCCAAGAUAGUGUGAUGACAACACUUUUUCCUUUGUCUUUACCAAAAAUUCAUCUUUAUGAGGUUCAAAUAUAUUUUUUUCACUGCAUACAUAGACUUCAGUGAAUGAAGUAAAAACCAAAAAAUAAAUAAAAUAAUCAGUAUACAAUUUUUACUGGCCUUACUGUGAUUCGAAUAUUAUCGCACAUAUGAAGGUUAUUUAAUGAAAAAUGUAUUGUUGUCUAACACUGUUGAUAUUGAAAGUUUUUCGUUUCAAACAAUUUCAAUCUGUAUUCUUAAAUUUUUUUUUUUUUAAAUCAAUAUAAUGUAUUUUACUGAAUGCAAAACUAAUUCAUUUAACUUAUUGAAAGAAAUUAGUUUUUUUAUUAUCAAAAUUUUGAAAUAAAACUAUAUGUGAACACCAACGCAUAGCAAUGGGUUCUCAUACAUCAUCUCAAUUAACUUGUCAAACAUGUAUUAAUAUUUACAUUUUUCUAUUACAAUCACUUAGUUUUUUUUUUAAAAAAUUAACUGUAUCGGAAAAAAAUGUGCAAUUUAAGAAAGAAUAAAUCCUUUAAAUGUCAUCUUUUUAUUUUAAUAACAUUGAAUAAGCUUCUAAUAAGCUUCUGAUCUUAGUGGACCAACACAAUCAUCUUAUGUAUCAUACCUGUGAAAUAUUUUUUAUGUAUGUAUCCAGAAAUAUAUUUUAGAAUAUCAUUCAGCCCAAUGAGUUUUUUUUCUCUUUCUAUUGCAAUGUUUUUCAUUAGUGCAAAAUUGUUAUGUUUAAAACUGUUAUUGAAUUUAAGUGAUUAAAAAGCGUGAUUUAUUGAA
Messenger RNA from Parasteatoda tepidariorum (common house spider), 5085 nucleotides. RefSeq names its product breast cancer anti-estrogen resistance protein 3 homolog. Lineage: Eukaryota; Metazoa; Arthropoda; Arachnida; Araneae; Theridiidae. The record is from RefSeq and is a predicted model, not a curated record. Gene Ontology annotation, molecular function: phosphotyrosine residue binding; guanyl-nucleotide exchange factor activity. Gene Ontology annotation, biological process: positive regulation of peptidyl-serine phosphorylation; small GTPase-mediated signal transduction.